Molecule: messenger RNA, 1828 nt
Organism: Papaver somniferum (opium poppy)
Lineage: Eukaryota; Viridiplantae; Streptophyta; Magnoliopsida; Ranunculales; Papaveraceae
Product: probable serine incorporator
Exons: 12
Coding region: 175-1413 (412 amino acids)
Cellular component (GO): membrane
Source: RefSeq, a predicted model, not a curated record
AUUUCCAAAAAAGAAAUGGAAAAAGUGAAAGAGCAAGACUGUAAGUUAAGACAUUGGCAGUGCUAGUCUGUUUCUGUUUAGUUCAUCAAAUCAUUGAAUAUUUGAAUCUAUAUAUACAUUUUCACUAGGAUGGUGAGGGAUACGUUUUUGGUGGUAACUAACUGAAACUACAGCAUGAGUGCCGGAACUGACGGAGAAGAGGCACCUAUAGCAACAGUGAAAUGCAGGAGUAAUACUUUGGAAUAUUCAGCGGAAAGAAGGAAAUCUCUGCGAUCUCGCUAUGUAUAUGGAUUCAUUUUCUUCCUGAUGAACCUUACGACUUGGUUUAUCCGUGAUUACGGGCACAAUGUUUUUCAGAAUGAGCUUUUUGUACGAUUUUGCGGUCCUGCGCCGGGAGGCGGCUGUUUUCAUAAGAUGGGAGUACUGCGUCUGAGUUUGGGGUGCUUUAUAUUUUUUCUGUUGAUGUUCCUCACCACAUGCCAAACCAGCAAAUUGCAAGAAGCGCGCAAUACAUGGCAUUCCAACUGGUGGCUUUUCAAGUUUGUCUUGCUGAUUAUAACAUUAGUGCUACCAUUUUUUUGCCCUCCGUCCUUGAUCCAUUUAUAUGGUGAACUUGCUCGCGUCGGUGCAGGAGUUUUCCUCCUCCUCCAACUAGUAAGUGUGAUUCAGUUUAUGACGAUGGUGAAUAACUAUUGGAUGUCAGACGCUACAUUGAACGGAAGCUGCUGCCUUGGGUUAUUCAUGUCCAUAGUUUUCUACAUCGGUUCAGUCUGUGGAAUCGCAUUGAUGUAUUUAUUGUACGCACCAACACUCUCCUGCACCAUCAACAUAUUUUUCAUAUCGUGGACAGUUAUCUUAAUUAUUGCUAUGACGGUCUUAACCAUACACUCAAAGGUUAGGUGUCUUCUAUCUUCAGGGAUUAUGGCUUCGUAUAUCGUUUAUCUUUGUUGGUCUGCUAUUAGAAGCGAGCCUAAGAAUAAUAAAUGCAGUCCGAAACACGACGGAUCUGGAGACGGUGAUUGGACCACUGUUCUUGCAUUUCUUAUUGCGAUUUGUGCAGUAGUAAUGGCUACAUUUUCCACGGGAAUUGAUUCACAAUCGUUUCAGUUUCAAAAGGAAGAGGUUCAACAUGAAGAAGAUAUACCUUACAAGUAUGGGUUUUUUCACUUGGUAUUUUCUUUGGGGUCCAUGUACUUUGCAAUGUUAUUCAUCAGUUGGCAACUACUAGAUCACCCUGCUGCCAAAAGAUGGAGUAUUGAUGUCGGAUCAACUAGUACAUGGGUGAAAAUCAUAAACGUAUCGUUUGCAGCGAUCAUUUACGUGUGGAAGCUGAUAUUGCCAGUUACAAGGCAAAACAAAGUCAUGAGUGAUCAAGACAAGCCGAUGAAUAAUUCUACAAAUAUAAUUCCUUAGCCUAACAACGGAAGUAAUAUAAGUUCUCUUUUUAUCAAAUGGUAUCUCCAUCACAACAUGUAUGAAGCUUGGUGGUUGAUUCAACCACUGUGUCGUAUUGGCAGUCCCCUAUUUAUCAAGAAUAUCAAUGACAGAGUUUUCCUCCGCAUGUAUGUGAUAAUAUGAGAAAACCUAAAGUAGUAUUUUUAGGAUAAACUGGAUAAUUUUAAGCUUUGGUUGUGCUUGUUCUCCAUGGCUUAGGCCUUCUACUACUUCUACACUACAACCUAGGAGCAAGCAUUAUGUUUUCUUCGUUACAACUCUUUUCAAAAAAGGAUAUAAGCGUGUAGAUCCAUCUACACGCAGAUUUAUAUAUCCAUAUAUGUUGUAUUUGAUGAGUCUUCUUUUCCAUUUAAAGACUUAUCUAUUUCACAUU